UUGUUUGGAUUUGCUCCUUGAACACUAAGCCACAAUGAGCAACUACAGCGUGUCCUUGGUCGGCCCAGCUCCGUGGGGCUUCCGCCUGCAAGGAGGCAAGGAUUUCAACAUGCCUCUCUCCAUCUCCCGGCUGAACGACGGCGGCAAGGCCGCCCAGGCCAACGUGGGCAUCGGCGACGUGGUCCUCACCAUCGACGGGAUCAGCACGGAUGGGAUGACUCACCUGGAAGCACAAAACAAGAUCAAGGCAUGCACAGGCAAUCUGAACAUGACUCUGCAAAGAGUGACUGCUGUAACAAAACCUGAUCUUAUUCAUGUACCAAAGGGGGAACCUGCAGAAGUAGUUAAGCCUGUGCCCAUUGCCUCUGCUGUUGCACCCAAAGUCACUGCCGUGCCCAGCGUGGCUUACAAUAAGACACCAAGGCCGUUCGGAGCCGUAACCUCCUCCAAAGUCACCUCCAUCCCAUCACCAUCCUCCGCCUUCACCCCAGCUCAGGCGGCGGCGGCUCCGGCGGCUGCCGGCCCGGCGCCGUUUGGCGCACCCGGACUGCAUGCUACCGACGCCAAGCCUAGGGCUGGGCAGGGGGCACCCGUGCCGAGCGCCUCUAAACCCGCCGUUAAUGUCCUACGGCAGCCCCCUGCCGCGCACCCCGCGGCCCCCAGUGCCGCCGAUGGCGCCCAGGAUGUAGCCGAGGGGCCGCGACGAGGAGGCAGAGAGAACCAGGGGGAGAGUAAACAGCAAAAUGGCCCCCCGCGGAAGCACAUUGUGGAUACCUAUACGGAGUUCUACCACACGCCCACCCACAGCGACGCCAGCAAGAAGCGGCUGAUUGAGGACACCGAGGACUGGCACCCCCGCACCGGCACCACCCAGUCCCGCUCCUUCCGCAUCCUGGCCCAGAUCACCGGCACUGACCAUAUGAAAGAGCCAGAGCAGGAAGCCGCAAAGAAGACAAAUGAUUCCCUGGAGGCUACCCAGGCUGCUGCAUUUACAGCCACCUCAGCAAGGAGCAUUCCUGCCCACCAAGAAAACAUAGAACCAAGACCUGCUCCUGCUAGCACCACAUCUGCUGCAGGCCUCAAGCCAACAGGACCCCCAGGUGCUGCCAAGUACUCGGCCUGGCAGCCUCCAAACCAAGCAGCUCCUGCCAGCGGACUGACAUCAAACAGUACUAAACCUCUUGGAACGACUGCCCCGAGUGAAACAUUGGCAACAGCACCUCAGCUAAAUGAACAAGACACUCUGGUUCAGAGGGCAGAGCACAUUCCAGCAGGAAAACGCACUCCCAUGUGUGCACACUGCAAUCAAGUCAUCAGAGGACCCUUCUUGGUGGCUUUGAGCAAGUCCUGGCACCCAGAGGAGUUUAAUUGUGCCCACUGCAAAACCUCCAUGGCUUACAUUGGAUUUGUGGAAGAGAAAGGGGCACUCUAUUGCGAGGGCUGCUAUGAGAAGUUCUUUGCCCCCGAGUGCUCCAAGUGCCAGAGGAAGAUCCUUGGGGAAGUAAUAAAUGCUUUGAAGCAAACUUGGCACGUCUCCUGCUUCGUGUGCGUGGCCUGUCACAACCCCAUCCGCAACAACGUCUUCCACUUAGAGGACGGUGAUCCCUACUGUGAGACAGAUUACUAUGCUCUCUUUGGUACCCUGUGUCAUGGCUGUGAAUUCCCCAUUGAAGCUGGAGACAGGUUUCUUGAAGCUCUUGGCCACACCUGGCAUGACACCUGCUUUGUGUGCUCAGUCUGCAGUGACAGUUUGGAGGGUCAGACUUUCUUCUCCAAGAAGGACAAGCCCCUGUGCAAGAAACAUGCUCACUCCAUUAACAUCUGAUGCUGGAAGCUGAUCUCGUGUGACAGGUGUACUGAGCAGGAAGCAAGGUUAAAAUGGCUCUGUUCAAUUCCUGGUUAAAAUUAUUUAUCUAAGAUUUUUUUUGGAAUGGAAGAGAAAUUUAGGAGCUGGGGGAGGGGGUUGUAUGCUAAUUUUUCAAAGGCAUAGCAGUUAGGGGUUUGCUUCAAAAAAAGACAGGCAUUGGGGAUUGCACCCAAGCCACACAUUGCGGUGCCUUUCCCUCUGCACUUGCUGCAUAAGUGUACUGGUUUCAUCAUUUUGUGACCACAUUAAACCUGCUUGAGUAGGAGAAGCAAAACAUCUAUAAAAAAGCAAAUAUCUGAUACUCAACCUCUUGGUUUUGCUGCUGUUCAGCAAAUAGAAGGAGAUUGGCCUCAGCAAUACGACUCACUUCAGAAGCAUUGCAGCUUCAGCUCCAUGAAA
Dryobates pubescens (Downy woodpecker) is the source of this 2266-nucleotide messenger RNA. RefSeq names its product PDZ and LIM domain 5 (gene PDLIM5). Gene Ontology annotation, molecular function: muscle alpha-actinin binding; actin binding. The transcript has 12 exons. Lineage: Eukaryota; Metazoa; Chordata; Aves; Piciformes; Picidae. The coding region runs from base 35 to 1825 and encodes 596 amino acids. Gene Ontology annotation, biological process: muscle structure development; heart development; actin cytoskeleton organization. Gene Ontology annotation, cellular component: Z disc; adherens junction; stress fiber. The record is from RefSeq and is a predicted model, not a curated record.